GUUUCCUCUUCAUCGACACAAUGACAUGCUUUCAAUCAGGCAUCAUCCAUAAUGAUUGAGAAUACAAGCCUUGGGAUAAGUCUGCAUGCUAGUACUGGUGACUGACACCUUGCACCUAUCAAUUUUCCUCCACCGACGACGUACGCAUCGUGCUCUUGGAUCCUUUCAAUUGACCUCGAAAGUUCACACAUGAGUACGCCUGUCCAUGCACAGUCGAUAUCCUCCCUCAAUGCCCUUCUCUCGAACCCUCCCCAGUACCCGCGAAAUCCUACGCACCAAGUCCACGAACCUCUCGUGCUCUACAUCGUCCGAGUCCCAGGCAGCAAAGAUGUCUUUCUCACGCCGCUCAAGCCCCCUACGAAGGCCUCCAUAAGUAUCGAGGCUGUCCGGUCGAGUCUAUACUUCCUCCACGUGGAACGACCGGAGGAUCAAAAUCUGAGAGAUUCGUUGGAGGCCACAAGGCUCGCCCAAAAUCAGAACACUAAUGUCUCACCCAUCCAAAGGAAGCCUCUUCCUCCCACGCCUUACGCAAAUUAUCCAGCCUCCCAAAGGCCUCCAACACCUCCAAAGAGUUACCCACACUAUCAGCCUCCGCUCCCAGGGUCGAACGAUGGAACUCAGGUGGAGCGUCACCUUGCCCGCGGCGCUAAUCUCAGGUUCUCUUCGGCAGAAACCACGAAACAAGCUGGCAUGCAACGGAAACCAGUAGGUGCUCGACCAAUGCCGGCGCUCCUAAGUUUGGACACAUCGUCUUGCACGUCUGCCCAGCCGGAGGCAGAUCGGCGAGGAUCCGUUGAUGGCUCCCAGAAUCAAUUCAGUCUGACAAGGAAGCCGGUACAAUCAGCGUCGCCAGUAGAGGCCGGCCCUAUCUCUCCUCAUCCAAUUACUACUUCGAGGGGAGUCUGGGGAACACAGUCUCCCACUGACGGUCAGGAGAAGGGGGCUAGUACUGCUUCCGGCGACACAACACGCAUCACUUUGAUUCGAAGAGAUCCUGCCUCGGGUACUCAAUGGAAUGUGGGCAGCUUGAUUCACAGAAACACUACACUAAGGGACAAACGCCUGGGAAAAUUCGAGAUUGAGCUCAACUCUCCUGGCUACACCAAAUUUGCUCAGUUGGAAAGUCCGGCAGGUCAAUGCUUUAGCAGAAACGUGGACUAUGUGCUAUUACCCAACAACGAAAUCGCCCCCAAGACCAGGCAAAGGAGCAAUUCGUCCGAGUUCUUUGCCAACACAAUCAAUGCGAACACUAAGAAGCCACGUCAUGCUUACUCGUUCACCUCGCCGUGGCAGGGUUUGUGUUCCUUCAGCAAUGGUUUGGAUGGGAAGAGUCUAAGAUGUCGCCACACUCUGCCAUCCGCCAACGUGUCGAUACCUGCAAUUGCAGCGGAUAUUGCAGAACUACGUUUCAACCUCGCAUGGUCUAUCCUGAGGCCCAAAGACGCUAAUAAGCAGACUGGUGAGGCGGCACAAUCAUCAGCAAAUUCAGCGGUAGGCCGUCCCGGGAUGCCGACGAACAAAGAGCAAUGGAGGCGAAGUUUUCAAGUCUUUUCACACAGGACUCGAACGCAGUUGUCCCACAGCGAAAGCAGCGGCGAGGUUCCAUCGACAAAUCCGACGCAAAGGCAUUCUGUCUACCAGGAGCAGUGGCCUGAGGAAGAAGGUCGACUGGACCUUGGACUGGGCCGCGAAAAAGCUGGUGGUGGAUUCAAGGGUCAUAGUGCUAAACUGGGAAAGCUCAUCAUAGAGGACGAGGGUUUGAAGAUGUGUGACCUGGUGGUAGCAGCAUGCAUGGGGGUCUGGUGGCAGCACUAUGCCAGUGAGCCAACGAAGUGAGCAGGCGUAUUGUAAUGCAAUGAUCAUUCGAGGACCUGUUGUAACCUG
Messenger RNA from Exophiala xenobiotica, 1884 nucleotides. RefSeq lists its product as uncharacterized. NCBI's taxonomy places the organism in Eukaryota, Fungi, Ascomycota, Eurotiomycetes, Chaetothyriales, Herpotrichiellaceae. The transcript is spliced from 2 exons. Bases 190 to 1836 code for a protein of 548 amino acids. The record is from RefSeq and is a predicted model, not a curated record.